Elgaria multicarinata webbii is the source of this 1422-nucleotide messenger RNA. It is a transcript of the gene SRA1, whose product is annotated as steroid receptor RNA activator 1. NCBI's taxonomy places the organism in Eukaryota, Metazoa, Chordata, Lepidosauria, Squamata, Anguidae. The record is from RefSeq and is a predicted model, not a curated record. Gene Ontology annotation, biological process: regulation of transcription by RNA polymerase II. The coding region runs from base 73 to 759 and encodes 228 amino acids. The transcript has 5 exons. Gene Ontology annotation, cellular component: nucleus.
CGGCUCACGGGGCGGCCCGCCACGACGUCACGCCAGCCGGGCCAGGCGCCUCGAGGCGGAAGCGGCGCGACCAUGGCGGAGCUCUACGUCAAGCCGGGGAACCGGCAGAGCGGCUGGAACGACCCCCCGCAGUUCUCGUAUGGAAUGCAGCAGCUCCAGGCGCCUCGGGGCGGCGGGGCCCAGCGCGGGCGCCUGACGCGGCGCGUAGCAGCAGCAGCAGCAGCAGAAGAAACAGUAACAGCAACGCCGCCGCCUACGCGUCUUCCUCCUCCUCCUCCCGGCACAGUUGUGUUACCGGCCUUUCCCCCACAAAAGGUGGGCCUACUGCCUAGUCUUUCUCUGAGGACAGAUGCCACAAAACAACUUCUCUUGGAGGCUGAAGAGGACUGUGGUGUGGAUGACGUGCUUUCCAUCUUGAACGAAGCUCUGGCUAACUGCAGGAGAACUGUGCGGAAACAGGUUUGUGAUGAUAUUGGCAAGCGUUUGUUAAUGCUGCAGCAGAUGUGGGCACAAGGCAAACUGUCUGCUCCUGUGAGAAGAGGAAUGGGAAUUCUAACACAAAAGCUCCAGGCUCAGUGCUGGGAUGCAGCUGAUGAGAUCCAUCGGUCGUUAAUGGUGGACCAUGUCACUGAAGUAAGCCAGUGGAUGGUGGGGAUCAAAAGGCUCAUUGCAGAAACAAGAAACUUGCCUACAGGUGAUCUUGCAUCAGAAGAUUAUGAGCAGAAAGUUGAAACAUGUUUCAAACCAGAAUGCCAGUAAGGUUGGGUUGAACCCCUGACUCAACUUGGCCUCAGGCACCUUAGCCCACUGAGUUUUGAUUUUUUAACCAGCAGAGAAGCUGCUUCAUGUACAACAGAUAUCCAUUCAGGUUAGCUUCUGAUAUCCUGACUAAAGCUUGAUCAACACUGAAACUCUGGGGCAAGCUAGAGAACUCUGAGCAGCUUUCUGAAAUCCACAGUGACUUGAGGUUAAACCUGCCAACCUCUAUUGGACUUGUGUAUGCAAAAUAGAACUUGGCUUGGGAACACAGCUGCAAUAUAGCUGUUUAAUUGUACAGUAUAAAUGGACCUUUAAAUGCUAUACUGGCAUAUAUGGUGGAAAAGCUAAAGAGCUUGUACCCAUAGCUACUGCAAAGGCCUAGUUCUGCCCCCGUAAGUGUAGAUGAGGCUCCUGGUCCUCAUCUACCUUACAUUCUUCAUGUGUUCUGGGAAAUGUUUUCUGUACACUUGGUGAUUUCUUGUUCCCAGGCAGUUGCAUGUGUGUGCUCAGCACUGCAGUCUACUAAAAUGAGGAAUGGGGCAGAGGUUAAAAAAUGUGUUGUGGUUUUUUUUAAUGAUUUUUUACUGCAGCAGCUUCAUUACAGAGAAGUCUUUGUUUCCGUAUUGUUUUGUGCGGCUAUAUUAAAACUAAUAUUUAACUUCA